AUGUCUUCGGAAGCUCCUCUCCCUCAUGACGGAGCCGAAAGGCCCGAUAGUCAAUUGCCACAACAACCGCAAACGUCUCGCCAGACUCAGAAGCCGUCCAGAGUAUGUCGCUUCUACAACACCCAGAAAGGCUGCCGCGCAGGAUCUCAAUGUCCCUUUCGACAUGUCGAGCCUAAAGCCCAGACAGCGACUACAAAGUCAGAUCCGUUAAACGCACCAUCGUCUGUGGCUAGUCAAAACUUGGCCCCUCGACCGAAGCCGAGUGUCAACAAGCCUGUGCCUGUACAGAAGCCGACAUCACAAUUACAACGACGUGACCCUCGAGAAUUCCAAAUCACUCAACUCGUCAAGCGUUUCUCACCGAUUAGACAGGAGUUAGAAGAUUGUACUAUUCUCUCCUUGGCACUGAAACCAUCUGAUCCCGAUUUUCCAUUUGACUUGAGUGAUCUUCAAUGUAAACUGAGGAUCCCAAAGUCAUAUCCGAGUGGCGACAAACCUUCCUUGCGAGUUAUCAAUGAUGAGAUGCCCCGUGGAUAUCAGAUUAAUGUGGAAAAUGGCUUCGCCGCUCUCGCUUCACAGUCUCCUCAGAAGGCAUUGCUAUCGUUGAUGAAUGAUCUGGACAGAAACCUGGAAAAAUUCUUGACCUCGGAAAAGGCACAAACAAUCAAGAUCAUUUCCAAUGCUCAGAAGAAGGCCCCCGAGCCUUUAACGAGAUUACCCACUCCUCCUCUGCCAGCUUCUGAAGCUUUGCCGAUCGCUGCCCCAGUACCUGCCUGGACCUCACAACAAAAGACCGAUGCUCAAGCGAAGAGGCAAUCUGAUAUUCGACAGCUGGAGGCUCGCAUGGGCCGCGUACCUCAUUUUUCGAAGAAUUCCGAUUCGACUCUCUACAACGUUCCAAUCCAGAUUUCUAAACCAGGAAAGCUCCCUGCCAACCUCCAACCACUCAAAGAAGUCUCUCUGUCUGUACCAAAACUGUACAAUCUUGAGCCUUGCACGAUCCAGCUAAAAGGAGUCAAUGGCCCAGAAGUCGAAACUGUUCAGUUCGCAUUUGAGAAUUAUGUUCGAGAGCAUUCUGAAAUGACUCUCAUGGCUCAUGUCAAUUACUUGACACAGAACAUCCGAACCUUGGCUUCGCAACCCCUAGUGAAGUCGCAGCCAGCCUCCAUCACACCUUCACUAUCGCAAGAACACUCUCAAGCGGAGCGAGAGGAGGCAAUCUUAUCUGAUCCCAGUGAAAACAAUGCAGCCGGUGGAAAGAUGGUGGAUCCCGAUCGACCACACCUGAAGAUGAUCUCGCGCCCACCUGAAUGGGACAACGAUACCGGUUCAGACAGUGAUUCAGACACCUCAUAUGAUUCUGAUGAAUACACCGAGUCGGACAGCAACGAAGAGAAUGAGCACGUGGAUGAAGGAGGUGCUGCUCUACCCGUCUCAUCUGCUCCCGUGGAUAAAGGUGUUCAUUUAUCCUUUCCAGGCUUGGAGCUAUACAAUAUCGAGCUAUUAACGAUUGUGUCCUUGUCAAUCUCGGUCAAAUGUCUUCGAUGCAAAACCCAACUUGACAUCCAAAACGUGAAGGCAAGCGAUCUAGCACAGUCCACCACAAUCAGCACUCGGACCGAAACCUGCUUGAAAUGCACGACACCUUUCACGAUAUCCUUCAUCCCAAGCCCGUUGCACGCCAACACCAUUCGUGCUGGCACUAUCGAUGUUGCAGGCUGCACCAUUAGCGAUCUUCUACCGAGCAUGUUCCAGCCGACGUGCUCGUCCUGUUCGUCUACAUUCUCUGCGCCACCUGGAAUGGUGUCUGUCCGCGGAGACAAGCCAAUUCAAGUAUGCAGGUCUUGUCAUGCGAAGAUGAGCUUCACCAUUCCUGAGGUCAAGUUUCUGCGGGUUUCUAAUCAUAGUGCCGCACUACCACUGCGUAAAGCGAAGAAGGAGAAUCUCGGUAUAUCUGCAGGCACUCCAUUGCCCGAAAAAGGCACUUGUCAGCAUUACAAGCACAGCUACCGUUGGUUUCGCUUCGGAUGCUGCAACCGUGUGUACCCAUGCGAUCGAUGCCACGAUGCAGCCGAGUCACAUGUCAAUGAGCACGCAGACCGUAUGGUUUGUGGAUGGUGCAGUCGUGAACAGCGAUUCAGGACAGAAGACUGCGCCGUCUGUGGACACAGUUUGAUGCGGCGACGCAGAGCAGCUGGUGGCUUCUGGGAAGGUGGUCAAGGCACGCGGGACAAACGACUGAUGAGUAGGAAAGAGAAGAGGAAGUACAAGCGUCCACCCGGAUCGGCAGUUGGGAAGAAGGCAUAA
Messenger RNA from Exophiala spinifera, 2307 nucleotides. RefSeq lists its product as uncharacterized. The transcript has 2 exons. Gene Ontology annotation, molecular function: zinc ion binding. Lineage: Eukaryota; Fungi; Ascomycota; Eurotiomycetes; Chaetothyriales; Herpotrichiellaceae. The record is from RefSeq and is a predicted model, not a curated record. The coding region runs from base 1 to 2307 and encodes 768 amino acids.